Molecule: messenger RNA, 3158 nt
Organism: Tachysurus vachellii
Lineage: Eukaryota; Metazoa; Chordata; Actinopteri; Siluriformes; Bagridae
Gene: enc1
Product: ectodermal-neural cortex 1
Exons: 4
Coding region: 275-2050 (591 amino acids)
Molecular function (GO): protein binding
Source: RefSeq, a predicted model, not a curated record
CACACACACACUUCCACGCGCUCGGAGACAGCAGAAAGUGUUCAGCAGCACGAGCUCGUCAUAAGCGCGAGACCAGAGCGAAAACUAUAUCUCGAGCGAUUCCGGACCCUCACUGUACUCUACCGCUUAUUACAUAGUGCACGUGCUAGACUGAAUACUGGCGCACGAGGAUUAAAGAGCGACCGCAUCGUGGUUCUGUACGGGUUGGAAUGCACGAGGACUGAAACGGAAAACGGACAGAAUUGAACUCCUGCUUUGUCACAAAGAGGAUUCAAUGAAAAUGUCUGUCUGUGUCCAUGAGAACCGCAAGUCACGAGCCAGCACUGGCUCUAUGAACAUCUACCUUUUCCACAAGUCCUCAUAUGCCGACAGUGUCUUGAUGCACCUGAAUGUGUUGCGGAAGCAAAGGCUCUUCACAGACGUUUUGCUACACGCAGGCAGCCGCUCUUUCCCAUGCCAUCGCGCUGUGCUGGCUGCCUGCAGCCGGUACUUUGAGGCAAUGUUCAGUGGCGGGUUAAGAGAGAGCCAAGCCAAGGAGGUGGACUUUAGAGACUCCAUACAUCCAGAGGUGUUAGAACUGCUCUUGGACUACGCUUACUCAUCCCGGGUAGUCAUCAACGAAGAGAAUGCGGAGUCUUUGCUGGAGGCAGGUGACAUGCUAGAGUUCCAGGACAUUCGUGAUGCCUGUGCUGAGUUUCUGGAGAAGAACCUCUACCCAUCCAACUGUCUUGGCAUGCUGCUUUUGUCUGAUGCCCACCACUGCACCCAGCUGUCUCAGCUUUCCUGGAGCAUGUGUCUUAGUAAUUUCCCAGCUAUCUGCAAGACAGAAGAAUUCCUGCAACUGCCCAAGGACAUGAUAGUCCAGUUGCUCUCGCACGAAGAGCUGGAGACGGAGGAUGAGCGGUUGGUUUAUGAAUCUGCAUUGAACUGGGUGAACUAUGACUUGGAACGGCGACAUUGCCACUUACCCGAGCUUUUGCGGACUGUACGCCUGGCUCUCUUACCCGCCAUCUUCCUCAUGGAGAACGUCUCCACAGAGGAGCUUAUCAACUCACAAGUCAAAAGCAAAGAGCUAGUGGAUGAAGCAAUCCGCUGCAAGUUGCGUAUACUGCAGAAUGACGGCGUGGUCAACAGUCCUUGUGCCAGGCCACGCAAGACAAGCCAUGCCCUUUUUCUUUUAGGUGGUCCUACCUUUAUGUGCGACAAGCUGUAUUUAGUGGACCAGAAGGCCAAAGAAAUCAUCCCAAAGGCAGACAUUCCCAGUCCUCGAAAGGAGUUCAGUGCUUGCGCUAUUGGCUGUAAAGUCUAUGUGACAGGGGGUCGGGGCUCAGAGAAUGGUGUGUCCAAGGAUGUUUGGGUGUACGAUACCUUACAUGAAGAGUGGUCAAAAGCAGCUCCCAUGCUAAUAGCUCGAUUUGGGCAUGGUUCAGCCGAACUGCGCCACUGCCUGUAUGUGGUCGGAGGUCAUACUGCUGCAACUGGUUGUCUUCCAGCCUCACCAUCUGUCUCGUUAAAGCAGGUGGAGCAGUUUGACCCAGUUGCCAACAAGUGGAGCAUGGUCGCACCUCUGCGCGAGGGUGUCAGCAAUGCAGCAGUAGUCAGCGUUAAGCUCAAGUUAUUUGCUUUUGGAGGAACAAGUGUAACCCAUGAUAAACUACCAAAGGUACAGUGUUAUGACCCAGUGGAAAACCACUGGACUGUCCCAGCAUCUUGUCCACAGCCUUGGCGCUACACAGCUGCUGCUGUUUUGGGCAGCCAGAUCUUUGUCAUGGGGGGCGACACUGAGUUCUCAGCCUGCUCGGCAUACAAAUUCAGCAGCGAAACCUACCAGUGGACUAAAGUAGGCGACGUUACAGCUAAGCGAAUGAGCUGCCAGGCAGUAGCCUCCGGGAACAAACUGUACGUAGUUGGUGGCUAUUUUGGAACACAACGCUGCAAAACGCUAGACUGCUAUGAUCCCACACUGGAUGCCUGGAACAGCAUAACCACUGUACCCUACUCCUUGAUCCCCACUGCCUUCGUUAGCACCUGGAAACACCUCCCAGCCUGACAACUGCAUGCCCCUUUUCGUCUUUAAGAAUUCCUGUGCGACGUACUGGAUUCCAGCUGUGACGAUUUCCUGCUUUCUGUGCAAUCUCAUCAAAAGACGACGACGACAACUUCGUCUUCCAUCAAAAACUCAAUGGUAACAUCGAAGAUAUCCUGCAGCGAGUUUUGCUUUUGUUUUAAACGUUUCACUGUCAAGUCGUUUUUGUGGAGCUUUGACAACCAAAUGAACCGACUGCUAAUAUAAAAAGGACAGUUAGCGCCCGGCAUGUUUCGCUGUCAUGUCUGUGUUGGCGCGUACCCACUAUUUUGUUCUGGGAUGAAAAUGGUGUGGUAGCUAAAAUGCCUUCUCUGUGCAUCUGGCAAAAAGAACUUCAGCUAGAGAAACUGACCAAUUUCCAACUGAAAGCAUGAAGACACCUUCUGAAUAUAUAUAUAUAUAUAUAUAUAUAUAUAUAUAUUUCACUGUGCUUUGCUUUUCUGCUUCAGGACUGUUUCACAGACCCAAGAGAGACUUAUUUAUCCCAAAAAUUUUAUUCCACAAACUACCUUUUAUUUUUUUCCUGUACACAUGAAACAGACAAGUUGUUUGUGUCCCAUGUCUGACUCUAGUCUGUUCCUGACAAACAAACCACCUCAACCUGGUGUGAAACUUGCUGUGAGAAGGCAUCCUGAGGUGAACCGCACUGCAGAUGUAUGUUUGUGUAUGUGUUUGUAUGUGGAAAAGAUCAGCAUGUUCCAGCAUGUUUUUUCUGAGCGAAAGGAUACCGCUGACCGUAGUAUAUUAUUCAUUUUUCUUCCAAAAAAAAAAACAAACAAACAAACUCAUAAACCUAAGCAUGCCCACUGAGAGCUUGUAUGGAUGAAGCAACUGUUGUUUCUGUCUCAACAGAGAGACUGUCAUGUUUGUCAACGCCUCCGAAAGACUUCUAGACAAGAGAUUUUUUUGGUAUAAAGUUAGGCUGCUUAACUUUGUGCUGAGUGUUCCUGUUAUCACACAUACGGCCUCAAUAUAAAUGUGAAAGGCAGAAUGAUGGAAAGAGAGAGAGACAGAGUGACAGAGAGAGAGAGAGAGAAAAAAAAAGGUGAGAGUCAUUCUGUCUGCAGGAGAG